AUUUUCCGUUACAUUUACUUUAUUCACAAAACUGUUUUGCAAGGAGAAUCACAUUAGUUUUAAGUGCAAACAAUGAUAAGCAAGCUGCUAUUAUUUCUUUGUUUCGGUGUAUUAAAAUCAUUUAGUGUAUCGCAUACGGAAUCCACGAGCAAACGAAAUGAUACAGUGUCAAAUGAAGUACAAAGUGAACGGAGCAGUUUGGCUUUUGUGUUCGACACUACCGGAUCUAUGCACAACGAUUUGACACAGUUAAGGGAGGGGGCGGAAAUGAUCCUGAACACCGCUUUGGACGAAAGCAACAUCAUUGAUAACUUCGUAUUUGUGCCAUUCCACGACCCUGGAGUGGGGCCUCCGACGGUUACAAAGAGCAAAGACGUUUUUAAGACAGCUCUGAACGUGGUCAAUGUGUACGGCGGCGGGGACUGCCCCGAAAACUCAUUGGGUGGUAUUAUGAUGGCACUCACGGUUAGCCAUCCGAGGUCCUUUCUUUAUGUGAUGACUGAUGCCACAGCCGCCGACCAUAGACUCGUCGGGAAAGUACUCGAUUUAGUUCAGCGGAAACAAAGUCAGGUAGUUUUUGUGUUGACCGGCCAUUGCGAUGACCUUCACAAACCCACGUACCAGGUGUACCAGCAGAUAGCAGCUGCCAGCUCCGGACAAGUCUUCAAUCUGAACAAAACAAGCGUUCACGAGGUACUAAAUUUCGUGAAGAGUUCAUUGAAAGGCAAUACCGUAAAUCUAGUUUCUGCGGUCAAAACGGCGGGACAUAACUACACUAAAGUGAUUCCAGUGGACAAAUCAGUUGGAGAAGUAACGGUAUCGGUGUCUGGUGUCAAGCCUCAUAUCAAGGUGGUCAAUCCGAACGAUGAAGAAUUGACUGGACCACCCAAACUCGUGAAAAUACUAGAUCUGUCGGAGAUCAUGGUGGUGAAAGUUUUAGAUCCAGAACCAGGUACUUGGAGCAUAUCAGUGGGCAGCGAGAAGGACUACUCCGUUAAAGUAGUUGGCCUCUCCAAUCUCACUUUCAACUACGGCUUCUCGUUGCAAAGACCGACUUCUAUGGCUGAGACCGGUUACAGACCAUUGAAAAGGACCUACAACCACAUGAUGCUAUCGCUGUCAGAAACAGAUGUUCCUAUAUAUUUAGAGUACGCCGAGAUCGUCGAUUUGGAAGGAAGGACUUUGUUUGAAGUGCCAUUGAAAUCGGAUACAGAGAAUAACUUGUACUGGGCUGAUGCAUUUGUACCGCCAGACGACUUCUUUUAUAUCGCUAUAAACGGACGCGAUGAAAACGGGCAAGAAUUUCGAAGAGUUGGCACAACGGCUGUACAAGCGAGAUUACCAGAAGUACCAUAUUUAACCGCACCCCGUAAGGUGGUAGCCCGCGCGCAUUCCAGAGUAGUUCUAACGUGUAAAGUGGAGAGCAUGGUUCCCGUUACGGCUCGGUGGACGAAGAAACCGAACCAAAAGUUUCCGGAGGUAUCUAGUUUACACACGACCACGAUUGAGCACGUGAUCGAAGACAUGAAGGAGGAAAACGUGGGAACCUACACGUGUAAUGCUGACAACGUUGCCGGCGUCAGUAGAAUAUUAGUCCGGGUGGUUCUUCUUGUGGACCCACCGGAGGUAUUGAUCGAACCAAAAAACAGAACUUUGGAAAUCGGAGAUGACCUCAACGUAACAUGCACGGCGAUCAGUGAGGCCUUGCUGCUGAAACAUCGACUUAUCUUCAAAGGGAAGGACUUUGAAAACUCGACGGAUAUUCAUUUGGAGCCAAACAUGGAAGGCUAUUACGCUGCCAAUAUAAUCAUACGAAACGUGACAGAGAAGUAUGCUGGAAACUACACCUGUCUAGCCAGUAAUAGAGGUGGCGAAGCAAAUCAAACAACGUACAUAAAAAUCAAUGCAAAACCAAAAUCCCGAAUAUUAGGUCCGCACACGCUGUCCCCACAACUGAACACUGAUGUGCAGCUCGUGUGUCAUGUCGACAACGCGGAGUCCGUGCAGUGGCUGGCUCCCAACGGGACUGCGGUGAGGGAGCGGUCCGUAGACCACAGCUCUGAUGAUGUUCUCGACGUGAGGAGUGUUAGUGAAGACGGUCAGUGGACGUGUGUGGCCCGUCGAGGAUACCUUAAUGUGUCAGAUUCGGUGUCAAUAAGCGUUCAAAUUAAACCGAGGGUGACUAUAAUUGGAUCCAAGAGCAUCACCAUAUUAAAUGGGACGGCCUAUGACGUCACUUGUGAAGUACUAGCCAAGCCUGCCCCUAGAGUUGUAUGGCACAGGGAGACAGAGAAGUUUCUGAACUGCAGCACGACACUGAUUGCGUCUAAUCUAUAUCGGAGCGUGCUGCGUCUGGACAGCAGCAAAGAGCCAGUGAACGGCACGUACUUCUGCUUCGGAGAGAACUCCGACGGUAUAUCCCAGGACAGCGUCGCCGUGCGCCUCCGGACACGGAUGCGUCUGCGCCACGGAUUCAGUAAUACGCAAUUACAAUUGUAUUCGCAAAUGGAUCUCCGAUGUGACGUGGCUUCGCUUCCGGCGCCCGUAACGAGAUGGUUCCACAACCGAACCGAGCUGCAGAACGACACCAACACGAUCAUCUCGAGCGACAACUCUUCUCUACAUAUCAACAGAAUGGAUUUCUCCAACUUCGGACGGUACACUUGUGUAGCCGACAAUGGAUAUGAAACAAUGUCAGUUGAUGGCACUAUGAGCGCAAUUAUAGUAGAUCCACCGCGAGUGUCGAUAGAGCCUGAAAACAAAACCAUUGACGCUGGAGAGGAUCUAAACGUGACAUGCACGGUGGUCAGCGAAGCGUCGUUUCUUAAACACCGACUUGUCUUCAAAGGGGACAACUUCGAAAACUCCUCCGAAAUACCCCCAGAACCGGGCACGGGAGGACGUCACUCUUUCAGUGUUAUCAUACACAACGUCACGGAGAAGUACACUGGGAACUAUACGUGCUCAGCAAUUAAUGCAGGAGGUGAAACGAACAAAACAACCUACAUCAAGAUAAACCCAAAACUGAAAUCCCAAAUAUUAGGUCCGCACGCGCUGUCCCCACAACUGAACACUGAUGUGCAGCUCGUGUGUCAUGUCGACAACGCGGAGUCCGUGCAGUGGCUGGCUCCCAACGGGACUGCGGUAAGGGAGCGGUCCGUGGACCACAGCUCUGAUGACGUUUUCGACGUGAGGAGCGUUAGUGAAGAUGGGCUGUGGACUUGUGUGGCCCGUCGAGGAAACCUUAAUGUGUCAGAUUCGGUGUCAAUAAGCGUUCAAAUUAAACCAAGGGUGACUAUAAUUGGAUCCAAGAACAUCACCAUAUUAAAUGGGACGACCUAUGACGUCACUUGUGAAGUACUAGCCAAGCCUCCUCCUAGAGUUCUAUGGCACAGGGAGACAGAGAAGUUUCUGAACUGCAGCACGUCACUGAUUGCGUCUAAUCUAUAUCGGAGCGUGCUGCGUCUGGACAGCAGCAAGGAGUCAGUGAACGGCACGUACUUCUGCUUCGGAGAGAACUCCGACGGUAUAUCCCAGGACAGUGUCGCCGUGCGCGUCCGGACACGGAUGCGUCUGCGCCACGGAUUCAAUAAUACGCAAUUACAAUUGUAUUCGCAAAUGGAUCUCCGAUGUGACGUGGAUUCCCUUCCGGCGCCCGUAACGAGAUGGUUCCACAACCGAACCGAGCUGCAGAACGACACCAACACGAUCAUCUCGAGCGACAACUCGUCUCUACAUAUCAACAGAAUGGAUUUCUCCAACUUCGGACGGUACACUUGUGUAGCCAACAAUGGAUAUGAAACAAUGUCAGUUGAUGGUACUAUGAGCGCAAUUAUAGUAGAUCCACCGCGAGUGUCGAUAGAGCCUGAAAACAAAACCAUUGACGCUGGAGAGGAUCUGAACGUGACAUGCACGGUGGUCAGCGAAGCGUCGUUUCUUAAACACCGACUGGUCUUCAAAGGGGACAACUUCGAAAACUCCUCCGAAAUACCCCCAGAACCGGAUACGGGAGGACGUCACUCUUUCAGUGUUAUCAUACGCAACGUCACGGAGAAGUACACUGGGAACUAUACGUGCUCAGCAAUUAAUGCAGGAGGUGAAACGAACAAAACAACCUACAUCAAGAUAAACCCAAAACUGAAAUCCCAAAUAUUAGGUCCGCACGCGCUGUUCCCACAACUGAACACUGAUGUGCAGCUCGUGUGUCAUGUCGACAACGCGGAGUCCGUGCAGUGGCUGGCUCCCAACGGGACUGCGGUAAGGGAGCGGUCCGUGGACCACAGCUCUGAUGAUGUUCUCGACGUGAGGAGCGUUAGUGAAGAUGGGCUGUGGACUUGUGUGGCCCGUCGAGGAAACCUUAAUGUGUCAGAUUCGGUGUCAAUAAGCGUUCAAAUUAAACCAAGGGUGACUAUAAUUGGAUUAAAGAACAUUACCAUAUUAAAUGGGACGACCUAUGACGUCACAUGUGAAGUACUAGCCAAGCCUCCUCCUAGAGUUCUAUGGCACCGGGAGACAGAUAAGUUUCUGAACUGCAGCACGUCACUGAUUGCGUCUAAUUUAUAUCGGAGCGUGCUGCGUCUGGACAGCAGCAAAGAGCCAGUGAACGGCACGUACUUCUGCUUCGGAGAGAACGCCGACGGUAUAUCCCAGGACAGCGUCGCCGUGCGCGUCCGGACACGGAUGCGUCUGCGCCACGGAUUCAAUAAUACGCAAUUACAAUUGUAUUCGCAAAUGGAUCUCCGAUGUGACGUGGAUUCGCUUCCGGCGCCCGUAAUGAGAUGGUUCCACAACCGAACCGAGCUGCAGAACGACACCAACACGAUCAUCUCGAGCGACAACUCGUCUCUACAUAUCAACAGAAUGGAUUUCUCCAACUUCGGACGGUACACUUGUGUAGCCGACAAUGGAUAUGAAACAAUGUCAGUUGAUGGCACUAUGAGCGCAAUUAUAGUAGAUCCUCCACGAGUGUCGAUACAGCCUGAAAACAAAACCAUUGACGCUGGAGAGGAUCUGAACGUGACAUGCACGGUGGUCAGCGAAGCGUCGUUUCUUAAACACCGACUGGUCUUCAAAGGGGACAACUUCGAAAACUCCUCCGAAAUACCCCCAGAACCGGACACGGGGGGACGUCACUCUUUCAGUGUUAUCAUACGCAACGUCACGGAGAAGUACACUGGGAACUAUACGUGCUCAGCAAUUAAUGCAGGAGGUGAAACGAACAAAACAACCUACAUCAAGAUAAACCCAAAACUGAAAUCCCAAAUAUUAGGUCCGCACGCGCUGUCCCCACAACUGAACACUGAUGUGCAGCUCGUGUGUCAUGUCGACAACGCGGAGUCCGUGCAGUGGCUGGCUCCCAACGGGACUGUGGUGAGGAAGCGGUCCAUGGACCACAGCUCUGAUGACGUUCUGGACGUGAGGAGUGUUAGUGAAGAUGGGCUGUGGACUUGUGUGGCCCGUCGAGGAAACCUUAAUGUGUCAGAUUCGGUGUUAAUAAACGUUCAAAUUAAACCGAGGGUGACUAUAAUUGGAUCCAAGAACAUUACCAUAGUAAACGGCUCGACCUAUGACGUCACUUGUGAAGUACUAGCCAAGCCUCCCCCUAGAGUUGUAUGGCACAGGGAGACAGAGAAGUUUCUAAACUGCAGCACGUCACUGAUGGUGUCUAAUCUAUAUCGGAGCGUGCUGCGUCUGGACAGCAGCAAAGAGCCAGUGAACGGCACGUACUUCUGCUUCGGAGAGAACUCCGACGGUAUAUCCCAAGACAGCGUCUCCGUGCGCGUCCGGACACGGAUGCGUCUGCGCCAUGGAUUCAAUGAUACGCAAUUACAAUUGUAUUCGCAAAUGGAUCUCCGAUGUGACGUGGAUUCGCUUCCGGCGCCCGUAACGAGAUGGUUCCACAACCGAACCGAGCUGCAGAACGACACCAACACGAUCAUCUCGAGCGACAACUCUUCUCUACAUAUCAACAGAAUGGAUUUCUCCAACUUCGGACGGUACACUUGUGUAGCCGACAAUGGAUAUGAAACAAUGUCAGUUGAUGCUACAGUAACGGUCACUGGGUUAGAAUUUCCCGUAAUAUCGAAAAGGAUCAAGAGCCAGGCUGUCCGUAAAGGAAAUUCAACAGAUAUCACAUGUAGUGUCUUAAAAGGAAGUCCGGUUCCAACUAUAACGUGGAUGUACAAAAACGAUACUACGAAUGGAUUCGUCAACUUGCCCACGGACGGUAUCGAUCGGGGAAAUUUAAGUAUUUCAAAUGUCACGUUGGAACAUUCUGGCAUCUAUAGAUGUGUCGCUGAAAACGUUAUAGGACAAGAUACGCACAAAAUCGAAUUGGUGGUUCAGUAUGCUCCUCAAUUGGCUCCACUGAUAGGUGAGGUAGGAGACGGGCCACGCGUAGUAGAAGUCGGUAAACGAGUUGUGUUCUCGUGUAACGUAACUGGCUUCCCUCCGCCGGUCGUAGUGUGGACGAGAAAUGGACUACCCGUUGUUUAUUCGAAAAAUGUCCAUUUAAAUGAAUCCCAAGCUUUGAUAAUAGAAAAUGCGACAGACCACGAAGCCGGCUCGUACAUUUGCAAUGCGACCAGCGCGCUGGGAUCGACUCACAGAAAUUUCACGCUCAAAGUUUAUGUGAGUCCAAAGAUCUUACCGAUAAAUUCGGAACCUAUACAGCAAUUCUUAGAAGGCCAACUGGUAGAGUUGCCGUGUAAAUCAAAGGGCCUGCCGGUGCCGCGGGUGGAGUGGACCCACAACGGAGACACGAUACUUGAUGAUAAAAGACACAUCGACGAAGAUGGACUUAGGUUCGUGGCGAAUAUAACGGACUUCGGGAAUUACACGUGUGUUGCCAGGAAUGAAUAUGGAAGCGAUUCGAUAUCGUAUUCUUUGUUUAUUUGGGUGACACCGAGAAUAGAGCCUCCGCUUGAGACGAUGAAACAAGUACUGUCAGGUGACAAUGUGACGUUACAGUGUGACGUCAUGGGCUUCCCCAUCCCUAAUGUAAUAUGGGAGUAUGAAGGGAAAUCUCUCACUGAAAAUACAACAACGUUAAGUUUCAAUGACUACGGUAAUCUGUACAUAGUGAACGCUAGUGUCCAAACAGAAGGAGUUUACAGUUGCAUCGCUGGUAACAUCGCCGGUGUUGCCGUGAAGACGAUUUUCCUUAGCGUUAAUGCACCACCGAAAAUUCUAGAAGAUAAUUAUACCGGCUCGUAUGUGGCCACCGAUAUGGAUCAUUCAUUGACAAUAUAUUGUUCCGCAACCGGCAAACCUAAGCCGUAUGUCCUUUGGUCUAAGGACGAGUUUUAUUUGAAUCACGAUCCUCGUUACGACGUGGACUUCAAUGGUAGGCUAACGAUACAGUCGCCCGCCGAGGAGCUAAGCGGAAACUACACUUGCGAAGCCAGAAACAAGUUCGGGUAUACGAACAAGACAGUCGAAGUAAACAUUUAUUCCGUGCCGAAACAAGUACAAUCAGCCGAAAGCUAUGCGAAGGUGACAGCACUCGAAGGAACCGACAUUGUCAUCGCGUGUCCCAUCCGAGCUACAAACGUGCGAUCAAUAUCAUGGUACAAGGAAGCAAAAUUAAUAUCAAAAGGUGAUCUUCAGCUAAAAAACGUUUCGCGAAAUGACACGUCCGUGUACGCGUGCGUCGCGACGAACACUGCGGGCAGCGCGCACGCGUCCGUAGCGCUCGACGUGCAAUGGCCGCCCGCGUUCGUGACGAGGGUAGACGGAAAUAUUGAGGUCAUCAAAGGAGAGGACGCGUGGUUCAGCUGUGCAGUCGACGCUAAACCUUUGGCUAAGAUAAAAUGGUUAUUCAAUUCUAAGCCAUUGAUCUUCGAGGAUAAGGAUGUUUUUAAAGUAUUAAACGCACAACAAAGAAACGCGGGCGUUUAUAAAUGUGUUGUUAGCAACAUUCAUGGAACUAUAAUCAAGGCGUUCAAAUUGUCCGUCCUGGAGCCUCCAUACCUAAUGGAGUUUGACUUUUUGGAUGUAUUGCUGAAGGAAGGGAGUAAUGCUACACUUGAGUGUGUGGCUAAAGGAGUUCCCGCACCGACUGUCCAAUGGAUCUACAACAACACUCAGUGGGUGGCAGACGGUCCAGCCAUAACCAGCACGAAUACAACAACGGAAGCGGAAGGCCUGUAUCGGUGCGAGGCUGCGAACAAAGCCGGAAGCGCGCACGUGGUCUACAGGGUGGUGGUGCUCGCGGCGCCGUCUGUGCUCCACGUCACGUCCUACAGCGACGGACGAGGGAGCACCGUCGACGAAGCCGUCGAAGUUAUUCUCAACAAACGUGCCAGAAUAUCGUGUAAAGCAAAAGGGAGACCGGAACCCAUCAUACAGUGGUUCAAGAACGGUCGCGUCGUUGGUCAAAAUCUACCUGGAAUUAGCAGCGCCGAUGUGGUACUGGAUAGCGUGCAGGCCUCACAUGCCGGGGCCUACACGUGUGUCGCCACUAAUGAAGGCGGUAGUGAUCAGAAGCGAAUCAGACUUGAGGUCUUAGAAAAACCAAACAUAUUCCGCACUAUUUUCCAAAGCGAAAACAUAACGAGUAACACGAUUAAAUUAGACGUGUUAGUGGGGCAAGCGUUUUAUAUCCACUGCCACCCGACGGGCAGCCCGCCGCCGGACAUCUACUGGUUCAAAGACGGGCUCCCGCUGAUGCUGUACGAUGACACUAUGGUCUCGACUGAAUUCAACGAGGUCUUAGUCUCGAAGGCCGCUCUGGAGGACCAGGCCGGGAACUAUACUUGCAUCGUGAGGAAUAAGGUUGGCAAUAACAGCGUCAAUUAUCUAGUCGACGUCUUAGUGCCUCCGCCAAUACAGAAAGAGAAAACGAAACGGGUGUCAGCUCGACUGGGAAUGUCUGUGGUAUUGACAUGUCCGGUGGAGGGCAGUCCCCUACCAGACGUGAUGUGGAUUAAACACCCUUACACCGAAAUAGCCGAGGGCUCUGAUAAAAUGUCGCUCUCUGAUGACAAUGUUACUCUGAUAAUAAACAACACUGACGUAUCGGAUACCGGGAAAUACUCGUGCGUUAUGACAAACAAGGUUGGCACCACUGAAGUUGUGUUCGACGUGAUCAUAUUGAAGGCGCCGUCCAUUGCCGCUAAUGUAGGAGGUAGCGCGAUAGAAAGACACGUUGUACCAUUGAAAAGGAGCGUUGUACUCAAAUGCGAAGCGGACGGUCACCCGACACCGAAAAUUACCUGGUUAAAGGACACGCAGCGUCUGAGCGAGAGUGCGUCGAACGUCGUGCGCGUCCUCGGCAACAGCUUGCUCUACGUCCGGGGCGGGUCCUCCCGCGACGCCGGCCACUACAUCUGCGUGGCGGAGAACGAGGCCGGCACCGCGCACCGGAGGUACAACCUCGCCGUGCAGGUUCCGGGCAAAUGGAGCGAUUGGUCUAAAUGGUCUUACUGCAACGUCACGUGCGGCCCUGGAUACCAGUUCCGGUCCAGAUCGUGUCACUACAUCGACGAAUACAACAACACCAUAGAUAAUACAACUCAGUCGGACACGGUCAUAGUUGACGAGAGCGCGUGCAAGGGAGAGAGUGGGGACAAACGAAAAUGCAGGAUGCCACAAUGUGAGGAUGAAGAGAGCCAUCCGAAGUGGUCAGUGUGGUCGCGCUGGUCGCAGUGCAGCUCGAGCUGCGGCUCCGGGACGCAGACCAGGACAAGACGGUGCCGGACCAAGGUCAAAUGUACCGGGGACAAUGUUCAAGUUAGGAAAUGUCCCGAUCUACCGAAAUGCGAUAAUACGGCGGAUACGACGAGUACUUCUGACAAUGACGUUUUGGACAGACAUUCACACCACAACGACGAUGAAGUGUAUACGCCGGAGGCAGUCUACGAAAUGGAACCAGAGAUAAUAAAAUCUAAAUAUUCGCCUAACGUUGAACAGUUCUACGUGGCGGCGGGAACACGAGCGACGACAGCCUACUAUGACGUCAACGUCACCAGCAACCUCGACCGAAGCGAGAGAGGCCGCUGCAACCCAGGGUACACGUACGAGCGGACCACGGACACGUGCCACGACAUAGACGAGUGCAAGAUCGACUACAAUGAAUGCCACGCGACCCAGUACUGCGUGAACACGGCGGGCGCCUACCGUUGCACGUGUCCCGCCGGCUACCUCGCACUGGGGCUCGGACAACGCUGUCUAGAUAUAAACGAGUGCGUCCAAGGUAUAGCUGGAUGCGAGUUCGCGUGCGUGAACACGGCCGGCGGCUACGUGUGCGCCUGCCCCAAGCACCUGCGGCUGCACAUCGACAAACACAGAUGCGUGCCCCCGCCUUCAUACAAUGACCCAUAUUCAUAGAGUUACUAUUCUAACUGGAGUGCUUACUUCGUUUGACAUAAAAACUAAAAAUAUACUUUAUCUCUAUGGCUUAAAGUUUAUUUUUAAAUAGCAAAAGAUGUAAGGAAAAACGGUCUGAAAAGAGAAUGAUUAUUAAGUGGUGGUGUCCCUCUCGCACAUUUUACAAACAAAAAGCAGUGUUGCUAGCUUAGAGGAUUUUCCAUAAAAUCUCGGAAUUUGGACCCCGUCUUCGUUAUCAAAAAUGGCUUUUAGUGGUUAGUGGAUUUUUUAGUAGCUUGGGUGUUGUUGAAAAUUAUCGAAAAGUUUAAAAUCAAUCCACUUUACAGGAUUUUAAACAUUUUAUGACAAUAAUAUAUCUAAAUACAUAUUAUUUAAACGAAGUGACUUAAACUUAACUAGAAAAUGUUGCGAGAAUUUAGAAUUUCCAUCAACGUCAAAAAUUAAAUUGGUUCAAAAUAAACGUACAAAGUUAUGGUGAAAUUAGUUUCUGAUGAUGACAAUUUAUUAAAAUAAAUUAUAUAAGAAGUAUUGAUUAUAUGAUAUAUAUUGAUUUUUAAUAGAACAUCAUAUAUUAAUAAAGCUUAUUAACAAAAAAAUUAUUGUUCUAUGUUAAUAAGAACUCUGUUUAAUGGAAAAUUUAAUGGUAGGUACGUAGAUUUCUGAUGGUUUUCAUGUUGAAUUUGGUGGGAAGCCAGAUUAAUUGUUGGCAUCACCGAAAAAGAGCUAUGAAUGGAUUAAAAGAAAAAUGGCGUCUAUUUACGUUUGUAGUGCGAAGUUAAAAUGGCACUGAUACAGCUUGUGGCUUGUUUUUUUUUCGAAAAUCGUGAAAGUUUCCGUGUAAUCAUGGUGAACACUUUUAAUGUAAGUGGUUUUAAGCGAGAAUCGUCUCCAGUUUGUGGAAUAUCCUUCCAUAUGUCAGAUUCAUUGAUAAAUUUUUACUAGUGUGAGCAUAUAUUUUUAAAAUGUGAGAUAUUUUUUCUCAUUAUAAUAUUUAAUACCAUUUGUCUUGUAAAUUGUACUUAAUCUAUGUCAUAUACUAAAUUUGAAAAAACAAUCGUGAAAACUAUAAUUUUGCAAUGUAUUUUUCAUAUUAUAAGAGCCAUCACGUGGUAUUUUUUGAACUUUUUUUAUUGUAUUGAAUAGCGUCGCACGGAAGCAUGUAUAUCAUUUGCCUGACGUUAAGCGAACGAGUAGGAUCUUCUAGUAAAUAUGACGUUGGAAUUUCUGGAAAAUGUCCUAUAUAAAGGUCAAACAAGAAGAAUCAAGUACUCAAACGCAAGAAAUAAAAAAUACCCCGAGAAAAGCAAAAUUACGACAAGAUGUUAAGGUAUUGAAACAAAAACUUAAAAGUCGCGAAAUAGUGAUUGUAAAUAUAAAGUCGAUUUUAGAUUUAUUAAAGAAAAAUGGCGAUUUUUAAUUGAAUUGAAAUUUAAAUUGCGAAAUUUUAAUGAUACUCAUGGUCCACUUAGAUAUUGAUUAAAAUAAAUUAUGUAUUUCGUUGAAAAAAAAGAAUUUACUUAAAAUAGAGGAAAUGUUAUAUUAUAAGACUACAGAAAAUUAACUGAACUUAAUAAUAAUAAUAUGUAUAACCAAUAUUUUGUAAAUAGAGAUCAAGUACUAUGUGUAUCGUGUUAUGUGUAUUGACUUGUCAUUUAAGAGUUAUUUAAUUGUCUACAUAUAACAAAUAAAUGAAUUUCAGUUCAUUUCAUUUUAUUACCCAUUGUGUUUUAUUUCCUAAAAUGUAACUAGUAGACUUAAUAUACACGUGUCAUUAAAAUAGCACAGAAGUAAAAAUACAAACAAUUUUAAAUCAAUUGAAGAUGUGAAUGUAGGAAAAGAGCACCCGAUACGCGCAGACCAUGUGUGUUGCAGUGUCUCACUCAGUAUGUCAAAUAUUAAUUUGCACGGCCCACUUAGCCAGUACAUUAAAGUAGGAAUUGCGUAAUUAAGUUCAACAUAAUAUAUUAUUUAAGUCGCGGUUGAGUAUUCGGACGUUAAACACGAGUUUGAGGAAGUUUAAGUAAUAGAACUGAGGUAAUGAUGUUUGUAAUAAAACUCAGUGCUAGAUUUUCGACAACGCAGCAAUUUCCAAAAAAAACCGUCGAAAAAAAGUCACCAUGACGACGAAGCAAUGUUUAGAAUUGAAUUUACAUAAAUAAAAGGUUGCAAGCACGUGUUUUGUAUUUACAUAGGGUUACACAGAAUUACUUAAGGUAAAUUCAAAACUUAUGCAUGUGUAUAAUUUUGUCCUAUAAUUAAAUUAUAUAUGGUCACCACAUUAGACAAGGACACCGCGACCAAAAAGUAUUCUCUUUCGAGACCGAUUUCUCGGCAUUAGACAGCACUCCAGUUGUAGGUACUUAUUAACUCCAUGCCCAUAUUAUACGGAUGAAAACGAAGACUACUAUAGCACGGCCACAGAUUAUCCUACAAGAUACGUAACGAGGAAGAGAAAUUAAUAAAAAAAUAUUACGUACA
Bombyx mori (domestic silkworm) is the source of this 12807-nucleotide messenger RNA. Its product is annotated as hemicentin-1. The record is from RefSeq and is a predicted model, not a curated record. The coding region runs from base 73 to 10329 and encodes 3418 amino acids. Lineage: Eukaryota; Metazoa; Arthropoda; Insecta; Lepidoptera; Bombycidae. Gene Ontology annotation, molecular function: axon guidance receptor activity; calcium ion binding; cell adhesion molecule binding. The transcript is spliced from 64 exons. Gene Ontology annotation, biological process: homophilic cell-cell adhesion; synapse organization. Gene Ontology annotation, cellular component: axon; plasma membrane; neuronal cell body.